Messenger RNA from Malus domestica (apple), 1098 nucleotides. Its product is annotated as agamous-like MADS-box protein AGL29. Gene Ontology annotation, biological process: regulation of transcription by RNA polymerase II. Gene Ontology annotation, molecular function: DNA-binding transcription factor activity, RNA polymerase II-specific; RNA polymerase II cis-regulatory region sequence-specific DNA binding; protein dimerization activity. Lineage: Eukaryota; Viridiplantae; Streptophyta; Magnoliopsida; Rosales; Rosaceae. The record is from RefSeq and is a predicted model, not a curated record.
UGCCACAUUCUCUUGAAGAUUGCUUAACAAUAUUCUAGGGUUUGCCAUCACUUUCCUUCCCUCUAGGGUUUUCCAUAUUCUCUCCAAGAUUGCUUAACAAUAUUCUAGGGUUUUACAUUAGUUUUCCAUCUAGCAGGGUUUGCCAUCACUUUCCUUCUCUCUAGGGUUUGCCAUUAAUUUCCCUUCCCCCUCUAGGUUUGCCAUUGAUAUCACAAGUACUCUAACAAUUAAUGGCUAAGAGUCCUGAUAAUAGGAUCACAAACAAAGAUGCUGAGAAUGGGAAAAAGGAGGGCAAAAGUCGAAGAAGGGUUGAAAUAAAGAAAGUUGAAGACAAGAACAAGCGUCACGUGACCUUCUCCAAGCGCAAAAGGGGUCUCUUCAACAAAACAGCAGAGCUCAGCGUUUUGACCGGUGCUGAGACGGCAGCAAUCGUUGUGUCAAACAGUGGCAAGGUGUUCUGCUUCGGAAGUCCCUCCCCUGACGCUGUUAUCGAACGCUACGUUGGUCACAAUGCCUCAUUAUCUGCAGGUCAACCAGAUAAUUAUCAUCCUCAAAUAAACAACACUCAUCGUUCUACUAAUUAUUUCAAUGUUAAUAUGAGUAGUAGUAAGAAGCAAAUACAAGAUUAUGAGAAAGCUUCGAGACACUUGAAGGAAGAGAAAAUAUUGAAGGGUGGGAAGAAAAGUAAUAGUAACAACAAUGGAGGAGAUGAAGGAGGUUGUUCUUAUGGGUGGUGGGAGAGACCGAUUGGAAUGAUGAGUAGUUUGGAGGAGUUAGAAGAGUACAGGGAAGCCUUGUACAAGUUGAAGCACAAUGUGGAGGUUCGAACCAAUCAGCUGAUUCGGGAAACUACUCCUUCCGAUCACUUCUCCUCUCUUUUGUCUAUGGAUGAUACAUGGAGUCCUCCAAAAUUAAGCCAGGGUCAAGGGUGCAUGGGACGUGAAUUUUAUUAUUUCUUGUGAUACCAAUGUUAAGAAGUGCUUGUGUCAGAAUGUACUUCUCUAGUAGUCAUGGCUUUUGGUGGAGGGUUUUAGUUGAUUAGGGAUCAUGACCGAACAGGUUACACACACACAUUAAUCAAAAGUUUCAUCAAAUGUA